AUGAGGGAUUUAAGUGAAAUUAAUUUUAUAAGAUUUUUUAUUCCAAUUAAAGACUCUCCUAUAUUUUUAGAGAUAUUGGGUAAAUUAAAAAAAUCUCAAGGUACAUAUAAAGACAUUAAUAAAAAAAUUCCUAUAUCAAGGGUUUUGUUCCUUUUUUAUAUACCUAAAUAUAUAAAACAUAAUGAUUUAAACGUCUUGUUUAGUAAAUAUGGAAAAAUUGAAAAGAUUGUAAUAAAUGAAGUAAUGAAACAAAGUAAUAAAGAUAUAUAUAAUACAUUAUCAUAUAUAAUAUAUAAUUGUGAUAAAUCUAUAGAAAAUAUUGAAAAUGAUUUAAUAACAAACAAAUUUGGAAAUAUAUUAUAUCUAGAUUAUAGUGAUCUUUUAUCAUUUUCUGGAAAUAAUAAAAAUAAUAUAAAGAAAAAAAUAACCAAUAUUAUUAAGUUAAGAAGUAACCCAAUUAUUCUUGAAAAAAGUGUGAAUACCUAUAUGACGAAAUAUGAUUUAGAAAAACAAAUAGAAGAAGAAAAUAUAAAAAAUAAUUCAAUGGUAUCUGAUGCUGAUGGAUUUAUAAAAGUUACUGGUAAAGUAACAAAAGGAAUAGAUGGAACAAUUGUACAUUCAUUCAAACCAGAUAUAUCUAAUGUUGGUGUAUUUGGGAAUUUAAAAGUAAUUAAUAAGAGAAGAUACAAUAAAGAAGAAAAGAAUAAAACUGUAGAUAAUUUUUAUAAAUUUCAAAUUAAAGAAAAAAAGAGGCGUGAAAUUGAUAAUUUGAAAAUAUAUAUUGAAUAA
Cryptosporidium muris RN66 is the source of this 789-nucleotide messenger RNA. RefSeq lists its product as uncharacterized. The transcript has 3 exons. Lineage: Eukaryota; Apicomplexa; Conoidasida; Eucoccidiorida; Cryptosporidiidae. Gene Ontology annotation, cellular component: UTP-C complex; CURI complex. The record is from RefSeq and is a predicted model, not a curated record. Bases 1 to 789 code for a protein of 262 amino acids. Gene Ontology annotation, biological process: ribosomal small subunit assembly; rRNA processing. Gene Ontology annotation, molecular function: nucleic acid binding.